ACUGGAGAGGUGCCCUCCUCCCACCCCGCAGGCCCGGCGGGGCGGGGCGGGGCUCGGCCAGCCCAGGCCGGGAGCGGGAACCGGCAGCGGGAAGCGGCCACCGCCCGGGCAGCGCGACCUAGGCGAGGCGAGGCGGGGCGGGGCUGGGCGCCACGGGAAGGGGUGGCCCCCGCUGCCCGGGGACCGACCGACCCGAGCCGCUCACGCAGCGCCAGCCACGAUGGGGCUGGAGACCGAGAAGGCUGACGUGCAGCUCUUCAUGGCUGAGGACGCCUACAGCCACCACAGUGGUGUCGACUACGCAGAUCCUGAGAAGUAUGUGGACUCGAGUCACGACCGGGAUCCUCAUCGGCUCAACUCGCAUCUCAAGCUAGGCUUCGAUGAUCUGAUUGCAGAACCUGAGACUACACACUCCUUUGACAAAGUGUGGAUCUGCAGCCAUGCUCUCUUUGAAAUCAGCAAAUAUGUGAUCUACAAGUUCCUGACGGUGUUUCUGGCCAUCCCCUUGGCCUUCAUUAUGGGGAUCCUGUUUGCUACCCUCAGCUGUCUGCACAUCUGGAUCCUAAUGCCUUUUGUGAAGACCUGCCUAAUGGUCCUGCCUUCGGUGCAGACAAUAUGGAAGAGUGUGACAGAUGUUGUCAUUGGCCCAUUGUGUACAAGUGUAGGACGCUGUUUCUCAUCUGUCAGCAUGCAACUGAGCCAUGACUGACAACUUAGACUCCAGGCCCAGAUAAUUGGAGACUGUACUACUUGUUGAUGAAACACUGAAGCACUACUGUUCUAUUCACACCCCAAAUGUUAUAAUCAAGAAGACUGUUAAGAUGGGACCCACGUUCAUAAAAGUUCACUGACAAAUCUUAACAAAUAAUGAUUUCUUCACUAAAAGUCAAGGAUUUCAUAUCUAAUUUUAUAACAAGUAUUGGCAACACUCAAUGUAGGAACAGACAGUUUUUGCUUUAGUAGAAAAUAUCCAUUUGUAGUGAUGACUUGGUAAUGGUCAAGGGGCAAUUUCCUCAAAUACUACAAUAAUUCUGUGCAUAACUGCUCAUAAACGUAUGGGGUUUCUUAUUCUCUUUUACUCUAGGAGUAAUACUUUUAAAAUCACUUUCACAGAUAUCGUCAUGAGGCUAGCUAGAGAUAAUAUAUACAAACAUUCUAGAAACUUCAUACAGUAACAAACGCAUAUACCUAUGAUAAUAACUAUCAAAUAUAGUAAGACAAAUAAAUGUGAAACAUAGUCCUCUGCAAUAUUAGUAGUCUGCAAGCCUAUUUAACAAGAUGUUCCAUUUUGCUGUAGAUUUUGUUCCUAAUGCAAGUGUUACUCUAAUCCAAUUGCUUUAGAAUGUUUCUUUAAUAUGUCUGUCAUCCUAUUGAUCUCAUAUGUAAGGGAAGCAUGGCUACCACAGGGUGACUUUCUUUGUAAGAUCAUCUGUCACAUAUGAGAAUUUUGGGGGCUUCUUUGGAUUGCAAUGUAAAAUGGGCUGUCUAGGUUUCCUAUCUGACUUUCCCAGCAAAUGUUUUAUGACUGGGGUUCAUCUGGCUGUGACCAUAAGACAUGGAGUUACUUUUGUUUACUAGACUUUUUUUCUCCCAUAUAGUUAGAAGCCUAAUCUGUAUCCUACAUUCCUAUGAAUGCUGCAAUUGCUUUCAAGUAAUUCUGGUGCUAGUUAGUGAUAUUUUUAUCUGUCUCUAACAUCUAAGUACAAUUUUUACUACAGUGGCUCACAUAGAGAAACUUAUAGGAGAAUUGACAAUUGUGAGGGUUUAUAAUACUGAAAUACAUGUGUAAAUUAAAAGUUUAUAGUUACAAAUUUUCAA
Molecule: messenger RNA, 1818 nt
Organism: Onychomys torridus (southern grasshopper mouse)
Lineage: Eukaryota; Metazoa; Chordata; Mammalia; Rodentia; Cricetidae
Gene: Cav2
Product: caveolin 2
Exons: 3
Coding region: 221-709 (162 amino acids)
Biological process (GO): insulin receptor signaling pathway; caveola assembly; negative regulation of endothelial cell proliferation
Cellular component (GO): perinuclear region of cytoplasm; cytoplasmic vesicle; Golgi apparatus
Molecular function (GO): protein kinase binding; molecular adaptor activity
Source: RefSeq, a predicted model, not a curated record